Molecule: messenger RNA, 888 nt
Organism: Lodderomyces pseudojiufengensis
Lineage: Eukaryota; Fungi; Ascomycota; Pichiomycetes; Serinales; Debaryomycetaceae
Gene: PRR2
Product: Prr2p
Exons: 1
Coding region: 1-888 (295 amino acids)
Biological process (GO): intracellular signal transduction; protein phosphorylation
Molecular function (GO): ATP binding; protein serine/threonine kinase activity
Source: RefSeq, a predicted model, not a curated record
AUGAAUUAUGAAACACCCAAAUUUUCAAAGUUCGACAAGAAGUUAGAUACUUUAGGAAAAGGAAUAUCAGGUCAGGUAGAAUUAUUUGAAACCAAGAAAGGUAUAAAAUAUGCUGUAAAGACUUAUUAUUCACGUAAAAAUUAUGAAUCAAAGAAAGAUUUUAAAAUUAGAAUCUUACAUGAAUAUGAUAUUUUAUCAAAAUUAAGUCAUUGGAAUAUCAUACAACAGUAUAAAUACGAUGUACUGUUUUCUGGAUCUACUAUUAAGCUAUUUAUGAUGGCUGGCUCUCCAAAUUUGUUAAAGCUACUAAGAUCAAAUAAAGAUAUUGAUCAAAAUGAAUUACUAUGUUUCUGGAAACAAAUAUGUCAAGGAAUCAAAUAUUUACACAACUUAAACAUUUGUCAUCGAGAUUUAAAACUAGAGAAUUUAGUAUUUGAUUUGGAAUAUAGAUUUAUUAAAAUUAUCGAUUUCACAACUGCUCAUGAAAUUACAAAAACUAAUCCAUAUUCAAUUGGGUUAGUAGGUUCAGAGAAUUAUGCAGCGCCAGAAACUUUUGCAAGUUUAAAAUAUGAUGGUAAAGCAUCGGAUAUUUGGUCAAUUGGAAUCAUUUUAUGUUAUUUGAUGAAUAAGAAAUAUCCAUGGAAACUGGCACAAUGGAACGAUGAAAAUUAUAAACAAUAUCAAUCUCAAUUCAAUUCAAAUGAAAAAGAAAAUAUCUCAUUAUUUAACUUAGAACCUGAUGCAAUCAAAGAGAGUCAAAUAUUAAAUCCAGAUGCUGAACAACGUAUUUCAAUCUUUGACUUUGAUUAUUUUUUAUGGUUCGAAAACAUUCGGUAUUGUAAUUCCUCAACUACAUGUGGUUAUAAUCAUAAUGAAAAUUUCAGGUAA